This is a messenger RNA of Haemonchus placei, 339 nucleotides long. The record is from the annotation of a GenBank genome assembly. NCBI's taxonomy places the organism in Eukaryota, Metazoa, Nematoda, Chromadorea, Rhabditida, Trichostrongylidae.
AUGUCUAAGCUCGCGUACAAUGUCAACACAGUGGAAGAAAAUGGCGCAAAUGUACUUCUGUCAGCCAAUGAGAACUUCACAAACUUCAACGCGGUCAUGAUUGGUCACGAAGUCCUAACGAAAGGAUUUAGUGUCUUCCAAUUUGUUCCAGGUACUAACGACACCGUGAUAGUUGCGAUAAAAUCUCAGGAACUAGCACGACUCCCAUUCGCUUCGUUUAUAAUGGUAUUCACAAUCCAUGGUCGAAUAAUUCUGGAUGAAACAAGAAUACCUGGAGAGGCCAAAUACGAAGGCAUAUCGUUUUUGGCUGAGGAAUACCUGGAAUCAUUGUAUAACUAG